GUGAAGUCAUGGCUAUCCUGUUCGCUGUUGUGGCGAGGGGCACAACCAUCCUUGCCAAACACGCCUGGUGUGGAGGAAACUUCCUGGAGGUGACAGAGCAGAUCCUGGCGAAAAUACCAUCUGAAAACAACAAACUGACCUAUUCACAUGGGAAUUAUCUGUUUCAUUACAUCUGCCAAGACAGGAUUAUAUACCUCUGCAUUACAGAUGAUGACUUUGAACGAUCCAGAGCCUUCAACUUCCUGAAUGAAAUCAAGAAGAGGUUUCAGACCACAUAUGGCUCAAGAGCACAGACAGCCCUUCCCUAUGCAAUGAACAGCGAGUUCUCAAGCGUCUUAGCUGCACAGCUGAAAUACCACUCGGAGAGCAAGGGCACUGACCAGGUGGCAGAGACGCAAGCUCAAAUUGAUGAACUUAAAGGAAUCAUGGUUCGAAACAUAGACCUUGUGGCACAAAGAGGAGAGAAGCUGGAGUUGCUGAUCGAUAAAACAGAGAAUCUUGUGGAUUCGUCAGUCACUUUCAAAACUACCAGCAGGAACCUUGCUAGAGCCAUGUGUAUGAAGAACCUCAAGCUUACCAUCGUCAUCAUCAUUGUAUCAAUUGUAAUCAUCUAUAUCAUUCUAUCGGCUGCCUGUGGUGGGCUUGCGUGGCCGAGCUGUGUGCAGAAGUAACUGGAGGCAGCUGGUGCUGGUCACUUGGAGAUGAGAAUCACAGGAGUGUGAAGAAGCAAUCUGCAGAAUAACUCUUAAUCUUUCACUACUGACACCUUCUCAUUCUUCCAUCCCGCCGGGACUUCAGACUUUUUUGCCUUAUCACCCCAAACAGGCCCAGCUGGUCACUGCUUCUGUGCAGCUGUAACCUGAAGAACGGGCUGGUUUGAAUUACUUGAAGGGGGAUUUUUUUUGUUUCUUUUCCUGUCCCAGCUCCAACCUUCUCGGCUGGGUGGGCGGCACGUCCAGCUCUGGAGGGUUAUGUGCAUGCUCGCCCGUGUGUCCGUGUAGCUUUGCACUUUCAUGUGAGCGUGCAAGUGGAGAGCAGUACUGCUAGCAACCAUCCUACCCAUGAGGAUGGUGUUGGAGGGUAGUUCAGGGUGGGCUGCGCCAAACUAACGGGGGAGGGACAAGAUAGGUGUAGUGUGAAUUUCCACUUUCUACAAAUAUUGGAGACCCAGGUGCCUCUCCCUGCACGUCCGGCCUCGUGUGGGCCCGUAGGGUUUCAGCACGUAGAGGUUGCAAGCGCAGUCUUGGUAGUAACAAAAAGAAAGGCUUUUGGGCUGGGGCUUUACGCACUGUAAGAUGUGGGCGGUGCUGCUUCUGUAUGAAAUCUCCCUUUUCCUGGAGGUCUUUCUGCAGGUGGUAGGAGAGGGCGUUGGGCCACCUCAGCGUUUUGAAAUGGCUGCCUCUUCAUCCUCACUUCUUCCUCAUCUUCCCCCCCAGCCCCUUAAUUUGUGGCUAAAUCAACACAGUAAAGGAGAUGGUUGCGUAUGGUUAAGGUUGCAGUAAUGUAUCUGCUUUCUCACAUGUUAUUUCUCCUGUUCCUCUUUUGAGGGUGGGCUAAAAUGAAUACUAACGUUAUCACUUGCUAAGGUGAAAUUGGGGGCCAAUCUGUUGAUCUGGCUUGGUAAGGUGUCAGGUAUCUGCUGCUUGUGCUUCUACUCUGAAGGUGUGUGCUAAAAACCGAGGACGGAGAAGGGACAGAAAGUUGGGGUUGAUGGGUGGUUACUUUCUCUAUGGCCUGAAGAAGAAAGGCUCUUUCAGAGGAUGUAGUAACACGUACUCCUCUGAAAAGAAAAACAUGAAAAAAACCCCAAAACCAAACCCAAGGCUAAUAACCAAAUGUAGGAUCAAGUAUGCCGAUGAUGUGCUGCCGUCAGAGGACGGGGACUGCUUUGCCUGCUGUUGGGAGCUGUGAACGCUGUUAUUUCUGUCCCAGCUGGACAGCUGAAUGGUCCGGCCAGUCCUGGCUGACCGGAGCCAAAGCUGUUGUCGCCUGGGUGAGGGUGUAGGGACUUUGUCUUGUAUCUUACAGGCUCGUUUCCCAGAGAAGAAAUAGAAACAACUGAAAUCUCAUAAAAGCAUCAGAUGGUCCACGAAGGAAGCUGCAUCUUUUUGACCCAGGGAAGCGGCUUCUCAUGGUGGGUGGAAGCUGUCGAGGUAUGGGAAGGGGAGGCUUAAUUUGGUGACUAAACUCGAGCCCCCGGUUGGUGCCGCGGGCUCCCUGCGCCCUGCAGCACAGGCUUGCCAGGGGCCGGGCAGCGACAUGAAACUGCUGCUCCUGCACGUGCUUUUCCUGGUGUACGUUACGCUGACCUUGGAGCUUUCCAGCAGGUGCCAGAUGGAGAGUUCUCCUGUAAACUUAGGAUGCCGAUUUGGAUUCGUCUUCUACUAGGCUGAAACUUAACUAAGGGUAAUCGGGUCUCGAUACCCAGACAGCGUCAGUGGGUCUGAUCAGCACUGCGCUCGCUGGCAUCCGUUCCCGUUUGUGUUAAUUGAAUGUAAAGCUUGGAGAAAGAUUUCCUUCCUCUUACCUCCUGCUCUUACAGCCGCCCACAGUUCAGUGUACAAUUGUGCAUGUUUUAGGGAUUGUUGAUGUUACUGUGUUCAUUUCUAUGAUUUGUUGUCUUAUGUACAAAUACUUUUUAAAGAAAAUACUUCCUUCCCUUUUAAAGGAUGCACUGAGGCAUUAGUGUAAAAACAAAGUUAACUUGAUUUAAAUAAAAUUACUGUACAG
Molecule: messenger RNA, 2730 nt
Organism: Aptenodytes forsteri (emperor penguin)
Lineage: Eukaryota; Metazoa; Chordata; Aves; Sphenisciformes; Spheniscidae
Gene: VAMP7
Product: vesicle associated membrane protein 7
Exons: 7
Coding region: 9-671 (220 amino acids)
Biological process (GO): vesicle fusion; exocytosis
Cellular component (GO): SNARE complex; membrane
Molecular function (GO): SNAP receptor activity; SNARE binding
Source: RefSeq, a predicted model, not a curated record